AAAUUGAGCCCCACAUGGCGGCCCAAGCCAAAAUUCCUGUCGAUACUUAUAAUGGAGAAAUUUUGAUUCCAAAUUCCAAAAUUAGAGAUUGUGUAAUCAAGGAAACGCUUACUCAUGCUAUAAACGGUUAUGCCCUAGUUGACCUAGAAAAUCCUAGUAACACCUAUCAAGAAAUUUCCUUGUAUGAGCCUAUUGUUUCAUUUCCGUUCGACGCAAACAAUUACGCUUUAUUCCACGCUAUCAUUAAACCAUCUGAAUCAGUUUCGCCGUUGCGACAUGAUCUCAGUAAACUGAUACGAACAUCCCAUGUCAAUCAUGAAGAAAAAACUCAUAUUCUAAAAUUGUGUCAAACCUACUCCGACGUAUCCUAUUACGAGGGUGAUGCGUUAACUUUCACAAACCAAAUUAAGCAUCAUAGGAGGACCACAGAUGAAAUUCCUGUUCAUACAAAAUCGUAUCGUUAUCCACACAUGCUCAAAAAUGAAAUGCAAAGCCAAAUUAGAUCCCUUCUAGAUCCGAAUAUUAUUCGACAUAGUAGUUCAGCUUGGAAUUCUCCAGUUUUUCUCAUUCCCAAAAAACCUGAUGCUAGUGGUGAAAAUAAAUGGCGUAUGGAGGUUGACUAUCGACAGGUUAACGAAAAGACCAUAGAUGAUCGCUACCCCAUUCCAUGUAUUUCUGACAUUUUAGACAAAUUAGGUCGUUGUAAUUACUUCACAACUUUGGAUUUAGCUAGCGGUUUCCACCAUAUUGAAAUAGCCCCGGAAGAUAUUCAAAAAACAGCAUUAAGUGUUGAUGGAGGUCAUUACGAAUACCUUCGUAUGAGUUUUGGUCUUAAAGGAGCACCAAGCACAUUUCAGCGUGUUAUGGACAAUGUCUUGCGAGGACUAGAUAACCCUAUGGUGUAUAUGGAUGACAUCAUAAUUUAUUCUACUUCUUUACAAGAACACAUUGUAUCAUUGAAAAAGGUUGUCCAAAGAUUAAGUGAGACAAACCUCAAAGUUCAGUUAGAUAAAUCCGAAUUUUUGAAAAAGGAAGCAGCUUUUCUUGGUCACAUUGUCACAUCGCAAGGAGUAAAACCAAACCCCGACAAAAUUAAAAUUAAACAGUUUUUAGGUUUUAUUGGUUAUUAUCGUAAGUUCAUUAAGGACUUCGCAAAAAUCAAUCGCCCUUUCACCCUAUGUUUGAAAAAAGGAGCAGAAAUUAAACAUGACGAAAAAUUUCUCAAUGCUUUUGAACAUUGUAAGAAUCUCUUAACGAAUGAACCAUUAUUACAAUAUCCGGAUUUUGAAAAGCUCUUCAUAUUGACUACCGACGCAAGUAAUUUUGCUGUAUCAGCUAUACUUUGUCAAGGCCCUAUUGGCUCUGACAAACCAAUAGCUUAUGCAUCUAGAACAUUAAACGAUUCUGAACAAAAUUACAGUGCGACUGAAAAAGAAUGUUUAGCAAUAGUUUAUGGAACUAAGUAUUUUAGACAUUAUCUUUUUGGACGAAAAUUUAAAAUUGUAACAGAUUGCAAACCGCUUCAGUGGUUAAUGACUUUAAAAGAACCAAAUUCUAGAUUACAAAGAUGGCGCUUAAAUUAUCCGAAUUUGAGUAUGAAGUUAUAUACAAAAAAGGUAAAGAAAAUAAAAAUGUUGAUGCACUUUCUCGUAUUCAAAUUCACGCUACUGAAACUGACCCACAACCUUCUACAUCACAAAUCCAAGAUGAAGAAGAGUUCCCAUUUAUCCGAUACAUGA
Acanthoscelides obtectus is the source of this 1739-nucleotide messenger RNA. Lineage: Eukaryota; Metazoa; Arthropoda; Insecta; Coleoptera; Chrysomelidae. The record is from the annotation of a GenBank genome assembly.